Polyodon spathula (Mississippi paddlefish) is the source of this 1692-nucleotide messenger RNA. RefSeq names its product nucleoredoxin-like protein 2. The record is from RefSeq and is a predicted model, not a curated record. The transcript has 2 exons. NCBI's taxonomy places the organism in Eukaryota, Metazoa, Chordata, Actinopteri, Acipenseriformes, Polyodontidae. Gene Ontology annotation, biological process: photoreceptor cell maintenance; sensory perception. The coding region runs from base 331 to 801 and encodes 156 amino acids.
UAUUCUAUUUAGCUAACUAUAUUAGGCUGUUUUCUUCAUGUGAUGAUGUUAGAAGCGUAUUACGUUAGUCAGUAUCCUUUUCACAGACAACAACCUUCGUAAUCUUGGAUUAGUGCAGAGUUCAAUUAUAUUAGUUAAGGACAAGAUUGCUGAUACCAGGUAACUGGUACGCUGAAGUUGUUUUUAAUUUUGAUAGCGAUGUGUAGAGAAGUCUGACAUAAAGAAGUUGAAAGAUAAACAGUAGGUUGACAUUUACUCUAGGUGUAUAUUGUGCUUAACAACUUACUGCAAAAUCUGGGGUCAUCGCUUUAAUAAGAUCAAAAGAAGAAUAUGGUUGAUGUGUUUUCUGGUCGGACGCUUCUGAAUAAAGAUGGGGAUCCCGUGGACUCUGAAGAAGCUUUAAGAAAUAAAGUCGUCGGCCUGUAUUUCUCUGCUGGCUGGUGCCCUCCUUGCAGAGAUUUCACGCCGAUUCUCUGUGACUUCUACACUGAGAUUGUUGAGGAAAACGACCCACCUGCCCAGUUCGAAAUAGUUUUUAUCUCAUCAGACAAAACGAAAGAGGACAUGGUGAAGUACAUGCAUGAUAUGCACGGAGACUGGUUGGCGCUGCCAUGGAGUGAUCAGUAUAGUCUUGAAUUAAAAAAGAAGUACAACAUCACAGCCAUACCAAAGCUGGUAAUUGUGAAAGAAAAUGGAGAAGUCAUUACUGAUAAAGGCCGAAAACAAAUCCGGGAUCAAGGAUUUGCCUGCUUCAAAAACUGGCUGGAAGUGGCAGAAAUUUUCCAGAAUUUCUCAGGUUAAACAUAAGUUUUGGUAUGAGUUAGCUCUGCAACAUACUGAGUGUACAUUUGCGCAUUGUUUUAACAUAUCUUUUAAUAGACACCUAUGCAAAUAUAUAAAAUAUUUAGACUUAUUUAGAUCAUUAUGUAAUGUAUUUUUAGAUACGUGUGCAAAGAGAUAGUCCAAAGAGUUUUGUAGCUUGCAGAGGAAUGUAUUUAUGUAUUAAAUUUAUAUACGGCAACCAGACAAAACUUAUAUUUGGGCUUUGGCAGACAGGCUCAUUUAAUAGAAAUUGCCAAUUUCAAUGUCUCAUUUAUAUUGAUUUCCUCAUUUUAUCAAGCAUCCAACAGUUUUAAGUGAAUUCAGUGGAUGGAAGAUCAAAAAAAUGUAACAUUUAAAGUCAGUCAUCUAAGCUAAAAUGCUCUUACCAGUCCAAUGCCAGAUGUUGUUACUGACAUCUUAACAUCGUCCAUUGCAAGGAAUGAGUAAUUAAUGUAUAGGAUAGUUGUGGGAAAGCUAUUGGCAUCUAGCUAUCUGUUGGAAUUAAAUGUAUUGACAAUGUAGUAGUGUGGCAUACAUAUCUUUACAGGUACACUUAACAUUAAUAUAGCAAUAGAAUGCUUCCCUUUUUUGUAUUUAGUUAUAUGUAAGAUUAAACAAAUGUAUGAUCACCUGUACAUUUCUUGGUACUGCCUUCCUAAUAAUAUUUGUAGCCACAAAAUCUUUAGAAAUGUUGUUUUUUUUAUUAUUAUUAUUAUUAUUACUGCUUUCAAUAAAUAGACCUAUUUAUUUAAACAUGCAGUUGUUGUUUGUAGUUUUAAAGGAGCCACACUGCACAAUGGUACGACAGUUUUCUUUUAAAAUGUGAAUAGGCUAUAAUAUACAAAAGUUGAUGUAAAAAAUAUAUUUGAA